UUUCUUCAGUUUUCUUUUUUAUUGACCGGAUAUCUGACGCGGUUUUUCAACAAAAAGCGGAGAAGCUGAAGCCGAACCUUUAAAAAUGAUUUCUUCAAGUUUCAGAGACUGCCAGGCAUGGAGGGCGGAGGGGCUUACACUGUCCACCAGCAGUAAUGAGGCUUGUAAAAUAUAUGACGCCAUACUCACGCAGUAUGUGAAAUGGAGGAAUGAUGACAGCUUGGGAGGAAUUGAAGGAUGCAUUUCUGCUGUCCAGGCAGCUGACCCAAAUUUUGUUAUGGGCCAUGUGAUCAGUACGGGCCUGGAGCUGGUGGCAACAACGAGCUCCACCAGGCUGAAUGAGCGUCUGUCAAGUGCUGUGAGGAGAACAGUGGAACUUGCCAACAGCCAGGACAUCACUCCCAGAGAGAGGCUCCAUGUCAAAGCCAUGGAGCUCUUCUCACAUGGAAAAUUUCCCAAAGCUUGUGAGGUAUGGGAAGAUAUUCUGUUAGACCACCCAACUGAUAUGCUGGCUCUCAAGUUUUCACAUGAUGCUUACUUCUACAUGGGAGCCCAAAUGCCAAUGAGGGACUCUGUGGCCAGGGUGCUUCCCCACUGGAAACCACACAUCCCUUUGUCCAGCUACCUGAAAGGACUUUAUUCCUUUGGUCUCCUGGAAGCUCGUUUCUAUGACCAGGCUGAGAAAGUGGCCAUGGAAGGCCUUGCUCUGACUCCAGAUGAUGCUUGGUCAGUCCACUCUGUAGCCCAUGUUUAUGAGAUGAAGGCAGAGUUGGACAAAGGCUUGAAGUUCAUGGAAGGCAGAGAGAAAGACUGGGAGGUAUCUGACAUGCUGGCCAGUCAUAACUACUGGCACUGGGCUCUAUAUUUCAUCGAGAAGGGGCAAUAUGAAGCUGCUCUGCAAAUAUAUGAUGCUCAGGUAUUCAGACGUUGUAAGGCCUCGGGAUCCAUGCUGGACAUUGUAGAUGCCAGUUCGUUGCUUUACAGAUUGGAAAUGGAGGGAGUGUGUGUGAAGGACCAAUGGCAGGAGCUGCUCCAGGUAACUCAGCCUCACACUGAUGAUCAUGUGACCUUGUUUAAUGAUCUCCACUUCCUCAUGGUGUCGCUGGGAGCUAAAGAGAGUGGGACUAGCCGGCGUCUGCUGGAGGGCCUUCAGGAAUUGGCUAAGGAGCCAGGAGACAAUCAGCAACAUCAAAUGGCUGGGACUAUAGGAAUACCAAUGUGCCAGGCUAUGAUGGAGUACAACCAGGGCAACUACAAUCAAACUGUGGAACUAUUACACCCUUUACGCUACCGCAUGGUAGACAUAGGUGGCAGUGAUGCACAGAGGGAUCUGUUUAAUCAGCUGCUUAUUCAUGCUGCUAUGAAAUCGGAAAAUAAGCACCACCAGAAACUGGGAAGAUGUCUUCUGGUAGAGCGUGAUGCCGUGAGGCCAAACUCCCCUCUGACCCAUCGCCUGAUGCAGAAAGCUCUGGCACUUCACAACUAGAAUGAUGGCAAGGUGCACAAACCAGUUCCCAUAAAAAUAAAAGCAAAACAAAACAAAAAAUCUCAUGUGCUGGUAUUUGGAUGUAGAAGAGUAACUGUUGUUGAGAUAGUGGAAACCUCUUGUGUAGAACUCAUUGUAGAACAAGUGCCCUUUUACGAUGGAGCCUCAAAGUAUUCAACAUUUAAGACACAAGUGUAAGAUCAAUCAUGUCACAAAAAAAUGUGUAAAAUGUAAUUAUGUAAAAUGAUA
This is a messenger RNA of Archocentrus centrarchus (flier cichlid), 1735 nucleotides long. It is a transcript of the gene ttc38, whose product is annotated as tetratricopeptide repeat domain 38. The transcript is spliced from 14 exons. Gene Ontology annotation, molecular function: protein binding. The coding region runs from base 86 to 1486 and encodes 466 amino acids. The record is from RefSeq and is a predicted model, not a curated record. Lineage: Eukaryota; Metazoa; Chordata; Actinopteri; Cichliformes; Cichlidae.